AUGGCCCCGACUACCGACGACGCUGUCCACGCUCUGAAGGACCUCGUCCACAAGCUGGAGAGCCGCGUCAAUGACCUUGAGUCCAAGCUCGGAAAUGCGUCUCCCUCGCAGUUGAUCGCUCCCUCGUCUAUCCGCAUGAUCCUUAUGGGUCCUCCUGGUGCUGGCAAGGGCACUCAGGCUCCUAGAAUCAAGGACAAGUUCUGUGUUUGCCAUUUGGCCACUGGUGACAUGCUCCGUGAGCAGGUCGCGAAGAAGACCAGCUUGGGUCGGGAAGCCAAGAAGAUCAUGGACCAGGGCGGUCUUGUCAGCGAUGCGAUCAUGGUUAACAUGAUUAAGGACCAGCUCGAGAACAACACUGAGUGCAAGAACGGCUUCAUCCUUGACGGUUUCCCCCGUACCGUCGCCCAGGCCGAGCGACUGGAUGACAUGCUCGAGCUGCGAAAGGAGAAGCUGCAGCACGCCGUUGAGCUCCAGAUUGACGAUGCGCUCCUCGUGUCGCGCAUCACUGGCCGUUUGAUCCACCCCGCCUCUGGCCGCUCAUACCACAAGAUCUUCAACCCGCCCAAGGCGUCUAUGAAGGACGAUGUGACCGGCGAGCCUCUGAUCCAGCGUUCCGAUGACAAUGAGGAAGUCCUCAAGAAGCGUCUCGCUACCUACCACGAUCAGACCAACCCCGUCGUCAGCUACUACCAGAAGUCCGGUAUCUGGCGGCCCAUUGAUGCUAGCCAGGAGCCCGGCCAGGUCUGGAAGAGCUUGCUUGGUGUCUUC
Molecule: messenger RNA, 768 nt
Organism: Xylona heveae TC161
Lineage: Eukaryota; Fungi; Ascomycota; Xylonomycetes; Xylonales; Xylonaceae
Product: adenylate kinase 1
Exons: 4
Biological process (GO): ADP biosynthetic process
Cellular component (GO): cytoplasm; mitochondrion
Molecular function (GO): AMP kinase activity; ATP binding
Source: RefSeq, a predicted model, not a curated record